Cladophialophora yegresii CBS 114405 is the source of this 687-nucleotide messenger RNA. RefSeq lists its product as uncharacterized. The record is from RefSeq and is a predicted model, not a curated record. NCBI's taxonomy places the organism in Eukaryota, Fungi, Ascomycota, Eurotiomycetes, Chaetothyriales, Herpotrichiellaceae. Gene Ontology annotation, biological process: tetrahydrobiopterin biosynthetic process. Gene Ontology annotation, molecular function: 4-alpha-hydroxytetrahydrobiopterin dehydratase activity. The coding region runs from base 1 to 687 and encodes 228 amino acids. The transcript is spliced from 2 exons.
AUGUCUGCCUUAUCCUCCAUGGCACGCCUCAUCUGCGCGCAGGAGCCUAUCCCUCCUGAUCGGCAGACCAUCAACAUCAGUCUAAGAGAUGGCAAGGUCAUUACGCAGAAGUUCUCCCCGACUCCCAAAGCCAACCUCGACAGGCUGGGAAAAGCGCUCAGCGAGCUGCUUCAGACCCCAGAACACCAUACGGUGGUUGAAGCUGUGAACCAGGAAGCGAAGGACAAGGACACAUCCACCAUGUCGUUCGGCACGGUGGAAUGGCACCUUGAUUCCGAAGGGGAUGCCAUACAUCGGCACACAGCCCUGCCUUCGACCACUGAACUGAACGUCAUACAGGACUUGAUCAUGCGCCGAGCCGACGAAAUGGGUCACCACCCACACAUCAGUCGCGGGACGAUUGAGGAAGAGGCAGACACGUACAUGACCAUCACCUGUACGACGCAUAGUCCUCGCGGAUUAAGCGUUCGAGACAUGAGAUUGGCGCAGAAAAUCAAUGAGGUUCUCACUGGCUUCGACACCCUCACGCCGUCGAAUUUGGAUUCGUCGCGGGACAUGGAAGAUGAAAAGCUGAGGAUUGCGGCCCUGCGUGAGCGCAUGGUCGCCGCGAAUCGAGCGAAGAUCAACGAGGCCCUUGACAGUUGUGGAUGCGAGGCAGCAAAAUCGAGGUCGACAACUCCGCCAUAA